Messenger RNA from Cladocopium goreaui, 1290 nucleotides. NCBI's taxonomy places the organism in Eukaryota, Dinophyceae, Suessiales, Symbiodiniaceae. The record is from the annotation of a GenBank genome assembly.
AUGCCACAGACCGCGUUGCCCAUGAACCCUGGGAAAUUGCUGAAAAUGGGCAGUGGGCCCAUGGAGCUCAGUUCUGUGGCAGAGAUGCUCAGCGUCCUUCAUGCUGAGAUGCUUCAACGUUUUGAUCAGCAAGAUGUGGUGCUGCAGCAAAUCACUGUCCAGGUCCAGGCCAAAAAGUCACUGAUUCCCGUGGCACAUAUGCGGAGCAGCAGCGAAGGCAGUUCUGCCAAUGCCUCCGUGGGCUUUUCGGAUGCCUCGGGGGGGUCACAUGAGGCUCCGCGUCGGAAGAAGAAGAACGACAGGAAGAAACCGACACUUUUCAGCACCUUCACGCAGAAUGAUUUGUUAAAUUGGAACAAGGCUAUGGACGCAGAGGAGACGGUGCCCCCAGGGUUCCAAUCGGAAGACCCAUCCUCCGUUCACAAGGGAUGGGCGAAGAGCAUCGUGGACCAUUCCAGAUUCGACAUUUUCUUUGCCAUUGUGGUGAUCACCAACAGUAUCUUCAUCGGUGUGGACGUUCAAUUGAAUCCAUCCUCCUACGGUUCAAGGCCUACAUGGAUCCAUGUCCUUCAGAUCUUCUAUACAAUCUUGUUCACCAUUGAAAUGGCAUUCCGGGUGGCUGCCAAUGGCAAGAAGUACUUUUGCUCUAAUGAGUGGGCGUGGGCAGUGCUGGAUCUCUUCAUCGUGGUGAGUUCUUGGUGGGAAGUCUUCGUAGAAGCAUGGUAUGCGGCCGCGGGGGAUGACGGUAGCUUUGACUCCUUUGGAGGGCUCACGGGGUUGAAGGAAUUUAGCGGCUGUUUCGGCCGUGCUUGCUGUGCAAUUUCUGGUCCGAAAGUGUUUUUAUUGACGCUGGCAGUGGGUCCCCCGCGCGGUGCAGCGCAGAAUGGCAUGACCAACACAGAUCGAACGGGCGGGUCAGACGAGGAGUGCAUCAUCAAGAUCCGUGCUCGCUCCCGGCGAUUAGUCUAUGUGGUUUCAGUGCAGGCGAGCACGGUCCUAGAAGAGGAAUUGGGUCGCUUGGGCGAAGUCAAGAAGCUCGACAGUGAAGAUCAGAAGGAACAGGUGGCUCACGACGCAGAGUUCAAGAAGGCAAAGGAAGGACAGAUGUCGAAGGCUGCGAAGAUGACAGAAGCACAUGGCCAGAUGCUGAAUACGCUAUUGCAGAUGCGGGGCAGUGGCGGUAAUGCGCAGAAAAAGCGGCAGUUCGCGGACCGCGUCGUCGCGGCCAUCGACCGAGCCGGUGCGCUGGUAGCGUCCGGCCUUCGGGUCCGUGGGGUGGAGGUGGAUUAA